GCCCGACAAUAUGGCGCAAUCGAUGGAGAGGAUACCCCCGAAGCUGUCCACCACCGACAGGAUUAUCAAAGCUGUUCCUUUCCCACCAGCCCAUCGUUUGAGGAUGAAGGAGGUUUACCAGGAGGGGAAGCCAAAGUUGGAAACGUUGAAGAGCCAUUUUGUGAAGGAGGGGAGGUUGGAAGAGGAGGUUGCUAUUCAAAUAAUCGACGACGGUGCCAUGUUCUUUCGCAGAGAGAAAACACUCGUGGAAUUGGACGCUCCAGUCACAGUGUGUGGUGACAUUCACGGUCAGUUCUUCGACCUGAUGAAGCUGUUUGAAGUGGGGGGUACGCCCGAACACACCCAGUAUCUCUUCCUGGGAGACUACGUGGAUAGAGGCUAUUUCAGCAUAGAGUGCGUCCUCUAUCUGUGGACCAUGAAGAUUCAUUUCCCAAAUUCACUUUACCUGCUGCGGGGAAACCACGAGUGCAGACACCUGACGGAAUAUUUCACCUUUAAACAGGAAUGUAGAAUCAAAUAUUCGGACAGAUUAUACGAGGCGUGUAUGAAUGCGUUCGACUGUCUUCCUCUGGCUGCGCUCGUAAACCUCCAGUUCCUCUGCCUUCACGGGGGGCUCUCGCCAGACGUUAACGACUUAGACGAUAUUAGGAGAUUAGACCGAUUUAAAGAGCCCCCACCCUUUGGACCCAUGUGUGACUUGCUCUGGUCGGACCCCAAUGAAGACUACGGCACUGAAAAGACCUCCGAACACUUCACUCAAAACACCGUCCGAGGCUGCUCCUACUUUUUUAGUUAUUCUGCAGUUUGUGAAUUUUUACAAAACAAUAACUUAUUAUCAGUCAUCCGAGCGCAUGAAGCCCAGGAUGCUGGGUACAGAAUGUACAGGAAAAGUCAAACGACCGGGUUCCCGUCACUAAUAACCAUAUUCUCAGCACCAAAUUAUCUAGAUGUUUAUAAUAAUAAAGCUGCUGUAUUGAAGUAUGAAAAUAACGUAAUGAAUAUUAGGCAGUUCAACUGUUCCCCACAUCCCUACUGGCUACCCAACUUCAUGGAUGUCUUCACAUGGUCGUUGCCCUUUGUUGGUGAGAAAGUUACGGAGAUGCUCGUCAACGUCCUAAACAUCUGCUCAGAUGAUGAGCUGGAAGAUGAGGUCCUGGAUGGUGCCCAGAAUGCUCGCAAGGAGGUGAUCAAGAACAAAAUCCGUGCGAUUGGCAAGAUGGCGCGAGCUUUCUCAGUUCUGCGAGAGGAGAGCGAGAGCGUCCUGGCGCUGAAGGGGCUAACUCCGUCCGGUCAGCUGCCCUUCGGCGUGCUGCAAGGGGGCCGCCAGACCCUGGAGACGGCUGCGAUUGAGGCAAAAGAGUCCUCGGAAGCCAUCAAGGGAUACACGGCUCAGUACAAAAUCAAAAGCUUCGCAGAGGCCAAGGGCUUGGACAGAAUCAACGAACGGAUGCCUCCGCGUCGGACCACGGCGCCAACGGGCGACCUGCUGAACUCACAGACUACCGUGCAAGUCAAGAUCACGAAAAGCUCAGAUGAUUCUGGAAAGUAGUCGCCCUCCCACCCGCCCAUCCGUCCCAUUCCGUUUCCCAACCCAACAGCCGUCCGUCCGUCCCCCUUAACUCCGUCCCGCCAGGUUCUAUUUAUUUAUUAAUGUAACUGCUUACGAGAUGGGAGCGAUUU
Molecule: messenger RNA, 1680 nt
Organism: Callorhinchus milii (elephant shark)
Lineage: Eukaryota; Metazoa; Chordata; Chondrichthyes; Chimaeriformes; Callorhinchidae
Product: serine/threonine-protein phosphatase 2B catalytic subunit alpha isoform
Exons: 14
Coding region: 11-1549 (512 amino acids)
Biological process (GO): calcineurin-mediated signaling
Cellular component (GO): calcineurin complex; cytoplasm
Molecular function (GO): calmodulin binding; calmodulin-dependent protein phosphatase activity
Source: RefSeq, a predicted model, not a curated record